UCAUGCACUGGGGACCCUCCUGUAAGACGGUAUAAUAAGAAAAAAAAGGCCUUUCAUCGAAGAUAUCAUGACGGGGAAACAAGGCGCAGUGCUGUCGGAAAGUUUAAAUCUAUCGGAGAAAACCUCUCUGGGUGAAAAUGGAGGGAGUAACAGCCACCAGCCGAAGAGCAGCGCGACCCAUCCACCGCCCAGGUGCACCGGCUUUGGCAUCCAGGAGAUACUGGGGCUGAAUAAAGAACCGUCCGCGGCCCCGAGGACCCCGCUGGGCUCGUUGCCGGCCGGAGCGCACCUGAUCGCAGCCAGGUCCUUGCUGGGCCACGCCGGUGUGGGUGUCGGGAUGGGAUUAAUCGGCCCUGUUGGAAUUCCGUCGUUUUACAGCCAGCCAGCGUUUUUGGAGACGGUGCUGUCGGACGCACAAGAUGUUCACCUGCAGCCCCACAGCAGGUCCAUGGGGCCGCUGGACACCAGCCAGUCUGCCAGCUCAGACUCCGAGGAGACCUCAUCUUCAAAUGAACGAAAACUCUCAAAGUCAUCAAUAAGUCAGAGCAAGAAACGCAAGAAAAGACGUCACAGGACCAUAUUCACCUCAUAUCAGCUGGAGGAGCUGGAAAAGGCCUUUAAUGAAGCGCACUACCCGGAUGUUUACGCCCGAGAGAUGUUGGCCAUGAAAACAGAGCUACCUGAAGACAGGAUACAGGUAUGGUUUCAGAACCGCAGAGCCAAGUGGAGGAAGAGGGAGAAAUGCUGGGGCCGUAGCACCGUGAUGGCAGAGUAUGGGCUGUAUGGAGCCAUGGUGAGGCAUUCGAUCCCCCUGCCAGAGUCCAUCCUCAAGUCUGCCAAGGAUGGCAUCAUGGAGUCCUGCGCUCCCUGGCUCCUCGUCCAAGAUGGCUUACCAAUCAACAGACGCUAUUCUAAAUCUGAAUACCCGCAACUCUUUGCAGGGAUGCACAAAAAGUCCACGGAGGCAGCAGCUCCCCCGCCAACAGGAAAGUGCGACGCGCCCCAGCAGCCGAGCUCUCAGAGGGCAGAAGAGGCAGAAGCAGAGGAGAAGAGGUCGGAAGGCAAGUCCACCAUUUCUAAAGAGGAACUGAGGGAGAACAGCAUUGCUGCACUCAGGGCCAAGGCACAGGAGCACAGUGCCAAAGUGCUGGGGACGGUUUCUCAUGACAGACUGCUGGAGGGCAAACAGGAGAGACAGGCGGUCGAGGAGAAAGCCAGUGAUCCCCUGAGUCCGGCAGAGGAGGAGAAAAGUCCAUAGAGACUAUCACGUUCCUGAGGACUGUUAUUCUCGUGAGUGAAUGCAGCGGCCUGACUGCUUUCAGCAUGUGUAGGGACUUACCCAACAUAACUCACUGUCUGGCAGGUUUUCAUCCCUCAUUGACUCCUCUAAAACCGGCCUGCGUCUGGACUUCUUUAAGAAGAAAACUCAUCUGGCUGCUCUGCACAGAAGAUGUGAAUGCACUUUUUCUGAUUUACUUCCAAACGUACAGUUGUUGUUGCUCAUGCACAGUAGAGAAGAUUUGACUGAGUGGGAGUAAACGUGUUAAUACUGGUGUAUAUAGAUCCCACAGUUAUAUCCAGAUGAGUAAUGUUUUAUUCAGUAUAACAGUUGUAACACAUUAAUUAGGACCACCAAUGACCAAUGAGCAGUCAGUGUCUGAAGGUCUACAUUUCAUUGUUGCCAUUCAUUUUAAUGUUGCUUGUACUAAAUGGUGACAUUUGAAAUAAGAACCAUCCCACCGACAGUACUCUUUUAAGAGGAAGAAAGUAAUUGUUGUCCUAUAUCACGCUGUAUAUAAUUGAUAUAUUAAUCUCUCUCACUA
This is a messenger RNA of Larimichthys crocea (large yellow croaker), 1823 nucleotides long. RefSeq names its product visual system homeobox 2 (gene vsx2). The coding region runs from base 68 to 1258 and encodes 396 amino acids. The transcript has 5 exons. Gene Ontology annotation, cellular component: nucleus. Gene Ontology annotation, molecular function: sequence-specific double-stranded DNA binding; DNA-binding transcription factor activity, RNA polymerase II-specific. NCBI's taxonomy places the organism in Eukaryota, Metazoa, Chordata, Actinopteri, Sciaenidae. Gene Ontology annotation, biological process: regulation of transcription by RNA polymerase II. The record is from RefSeq and is a predicted model, not a curated record.